GUAGUUGCUUUGCCAUUUACCAAACUGUACUGUUCAAAAACAUUUGAAUUCUGUUUUCCAAGUUUUAAAACGUCAUACUAUUAAAUAUUUUACUACAAUACUUUGCAUUUAUUCUGAGUUCAAAGUGCUGUAUAUGUACACCAUUUAAAGAUUACUAUAUUUGAUAAAAGGGUUUUGUUGAUAACUCUAAUGCUCAUGUUAUAUAUUUCAAGCACAUGGAUGACAGUGUAAAAUAAGUUAUUCCACAUUUCGUCAUUAUUAUGGUACUUUAGCUUUAAUAUUCUCAUCAGCUGUCUUAUAGGCAUUGUCCUUUGCAUUUACCCCAUCCUUUACCGUCUCUACAGCACGUCUACAAGCCUUCAAGAUACUGAGCGGACAGUAAGACAGUUUAUACUCCUUCACAGCCCUGAAACUGAGUUUCCUGUUAUGGCAAAUUUUCAAACCAGGAUUCUUCAUCUGGAUCUUUUUGUCAUCAUUAUUCUCCUGACUUACACAGAUUAUUCCAAAUCAAAUCAAGAGCAAAGGAUUCGGCAGCACAUCAACAAAACUGUGUUUGUGGGGGAAACAGUUACACUUCACUGCAACAAAACCCCAUUUGAUGAUGUUUUAACAUGGAAAAUGAACAAGUCUGUUAUUUUUAGUCACGACUCGAACAGUAACAGAACUCUGACAAACUUCAGCUCAAACAGGAUUCACAUCAACCCAGCAGUUCCAAGAGCAUUAAAAAUACAUCAAAUACAAGCGUCUGAUGCAGGAAACUACACCUGUUAUCCAGCAGAAAUAAGAUGGACUUUAACAAUAACAGAAAACAGACCAGCGUCACCCAGACAAAUGUCGCUCUACAUCAUCAUCAUCAUCUCAUGUUCUGGAGUCAUUAUGAUCUUUCUGAUAAUCACCAUCAGCUUCUGCAUUCACAGGAAACUGAGGCAGAAGACGAACUCUGGCCUCAGUGAAACAGUCCAGGAGAAUGUGAAGAUAAUAUCUCACUGUGACAAACACACAAUAACAGCCUGUGUAAGUCACCCACCUACACACAGUUGAACUUGUUCACCACAUCAUGUCUCUUCACUGUCCCCGUCUAUCUCUGACCCCCAUAGCUGCAAAACAAAACAAACAGAGACACACACACUUCUUGAUGGAAAAACUACUUCUUUGAAAACUGGAGCUGAAAUGCCUUUUGUUUGUGUUUCACUUGUUUAGUCUUUGUUUUCACCAGGUCUACAGUCUUCAUACAGUCUCUUGAACAAGAUCUCUCCUUCUCAAGACAUCAGUUUAUGUGUCUGCCACUCAUCAGAUCAGCAUCUCAAUACAGGGAGAUGUUUUAGUCAUUUUCAUGGGUUCCCAGGUGGAAAAAAAUAAAUCUCUAUAAUGUACUUAAAGUGCUCUAUUUUUGUGCACUAAUUUUGUACUUAAU
Molecule: messenger RNA, 1414 nt
Organism: Megalobrama amblycephala (Wuchang bream)
Lineage: Eukaryota; Metazoa; Chordata; Actinopteri; Cypriniformes; Xenocyprididae
Exons: 5
Coding region: 427-1041 (204 amino acids)
Source: RefSeq, a predicted model, not a curated record